AUGGAAAUGAUGCCCUUCAAACAAAGAAAAUGUCUUGCCACAAGAAAAGAUGAAGUGUGUAAUAUCCGGACCAAAUUCCCAAAUAAACUUCCUGUAAUUGUUGAGCGAUAUGUCCGAGAAAAAUCCCUGCCUCUUUUGAACAAGACAAAGUUCCUGGUUCCCUUUGAGUUCACGUUGGGUCAGUUCCUCUGUCUUCUCAGAAAUAAAAUCGAUCUGGAGUCGACACAGGCCCUGUUUCUGUUGGUGGCGGAGAAGAGCAUGUCUUGUAUGUCAUCGAGUAUGGGUGACAUCUAUUCCCAGUACAGCGACCAAGACGGCUUCCUCUACAUCACCUACGCGUCGCAAGAGGUCUUCGGAGCGCCCCAAACACCGGAGCGGCCGUGCUGA
This is a messenger RNA of Knipowitschia caucasica, 387 nucleotides long. The record is from the annotation of a GenBank genome assembly. Lineage: Eukaryota; Metazoa; Chordata; Actinopteri; Gobiiformes; Gobiidae.